Messenger RNA from Tarenaya hassleriana, 1499 nucleotides. Its product is annotated as serine/threonine-protein kinase HT1-like. The transcript has 6 exons. Gene Ontology annotation, biological process: protein phosphorylation. Gene Ontology annotation, molecular function: protein kinase activity; ATP binding. The coding region runs from base 2 to 1228 and encodes 408 amino acids. The record is from RefSeq and is a predicted model, not a curated record. NCBI's taxonomy places the organism in Eukaryota, Viridiplantae, Streptophyta, Magnoliopsida, Brassicales, Cleomaceae.
AAUGAAAACUUCCAGUCUCAGGUAUCAGCGGGCUCCAUCAAUGGCAGAUCCUUUGGAGGAAGUGGCGGAGGAGACGCUUCAUCCGAACUUCCCAUUUGUCAUGAGCUCGUAUGGGUUCAAGUCUUUCAAUUCCGAAGAAUCCGGAAACGGCUCCGACGAUCAAUUCGCUUUCAGCAUCAGCCCGGAUUUGCUACUCGACCCGAAUGACGUUGUUCCGAUGGAGAUGAUCGGAGAAGGAGGGCAUUCCAUCGUCUACCAUGGAUUGUUCAGGAAACUCGUCCCCGUUGCUGUGAAGAUCUUCGAGCCAAGCAGAACAUCUGCUGUAAGCACCGAGCACAAAGAAAAAUUCCAACGGGAAGUUCUGCUGCUAUCCAAGACGAAACAUGAGAACAUUGUGCAGUUUAUUGGAGCGUGUGUGGAACCGCAGUUGAUGAUAGUUACCGAACUCAUGACGGGCGGAACGCUUCAGAGAUUCUUGUGGAAUUCUCGUCCAAGGCGUCUUGAUAGGGAACUCUCGAUAAGCUUUGCAUUGAAUAUUGCUCAAGCCAUGGAAUACUUGCAUGAAAAUGGCAUCAUUCACCGUGAUUUGAAGCCAAGCAAUGUGCUCGUUACAGGAGACGGGAAGCGAGUUAAACUGGCAGACUUUGGUCUGGCUAGAGAGGAGACAAUGAAGGGAAUGACCUGUGAGGUGGGCACCUACAGAUGGAUGGCCCCUGAGUUAUUCAGCCGUGAACCACUUCUGAUCGGCGAGAAGAAACAUUACGAUCACAAGGUGGAUGUCUACAGCUUCGCAAUCGUUUUCUGGGAGUUGCUGACAAACAAAACACCGUUCCAUGGAAAGAAUAGCAUCUCUGUUGCUUACGCUACCAGCAAAAACCACAGGCCAAGUGUGGAGAAUCUUCCAGCAGAAGCAGUCCCGAUUCUGAAGUCAUGCUGGGCAGAGGACCCCAGCAAACGGCCCGAGUUCAAAGAGAUCAUACUCUCACUCACAAACUUGCUCAAAGCUCACGGGAAUCGCUAUGCGGAUGGGAAUUUCAAGAGUGAGCUGACGCAGGAAAGGAGGAAUCUGCUUCUUGAGGGGCCUGUUGAAUGCGAUUGUCCGGUCAAGAAGCCUGAGAAGAAGACGAGAAAGCUGGAGAAGAGCGAUAAGAAAAUGAAGAAGAUGAAGGCGAGGCAUUGGUUCGUUCCCUUCAUCGGGUUCUUCAGAGCUUGCCUCUCCCCCAAGUGAUGACGAAGAACUUUGGGUGUUCAUAACGGGAAAAAAAGGGUACAGUUUGCAUUAAAAUGUUAAACUUUGAUAAAGAAAGAUGGAAAAUGUCUGGUUAGGGUUCUUUUUAGUUUUUGGAUGGAUUCAAUACCAUUCUUUUUUAAAAAAGAAAAGAAAAGGCAAUCCCCAUUUGAACUUUGUUCAAUGGUUUAAAAGAAAGCCAUUGUUUUGUUUUUUGGUGGUUCAAUGGGUGGAUUGGAUUCUGUUCUGUGUAAUAAAAUUUCUUACUAUG